Molecule: messenger RNA, 423 nt
Organism: Kickxella alabastrina
Lineage: Eukaryota; Fungi; Kickxellomycota; Kickxellomycetes; Kickxellales; Kickxellaceae
Exons: 1
Coding region: 46-393 (115 amino acids)
Source: RefSeq, a predicted model, not a curated record
UGUUAUCUACUCAGCUAAAUUAACUAGUUUUGGAUUCUUAAACCGAUGAAGUUUAUUUCCCUUUUUGUUUGCGCUGUUACUGCCUCUGCCGUUGCAGCUCUAAACAGCAACCAAGCCCAUGGCCUGGAAACUAUUGCCAAAAAUUGCAAAUAUAGCGAAAGCAACACCAAAGCUCUGAUCAUAGUACUUUCCAAGUUUGCAAAGGAAGCCAAUUAUCCCAAGGUCACAGAGCUUUUAGACGCUAAAAAUUAUAAGGAAGCCGCGCAGAUCCUUAAUGAGCGCAUCUCUACACUUAAAAAGGAUGCACAAGUCCAGAAAGAUCAGAGAUAUGAGGUUGGCUUUGUAAAGCUUAGACGCUGUGUCGAGAGCUUUGCAGAGGCAUAUCUGAACUGAUAAUUGGUUUAAACAUUAAACCAAAUCUGC